AUGGAAAGUUCAGACGACAUGUCGGGAACAUUGCGCGACAAGACCAACGAUGCUCAAGGUUUUCGAUUUUUGUGGCCGUUUCCGGAAAGGCCGAGUCUCGUUUAUCGGUGGAAAUCCUACAUGAUGAUGACAUUCGUCUCUUCCGUAUCGAAGAUUAUGUUUUUAGGAGGCGUUAACAAGAUCGUGGCGCAUGACAAAGAAAGGCUAAUGAAGAUAUUGCAUGAUCCAGAGCAGCCUCUUAUAACAGUUUCGAAUCAUAGAUGCAAUAUUGAUGAUCCUUUGAUGUGGUGUAUUUUGAAUUUGAGAGAAUUCUGGAAAAUCAAGGAUAAACAUCGGUUUACAUUAGCAGCUCAUAAUAUUUGUUUCACAAAACAGUUUCACACGACGAUUUUCUCGUUGGGACGAUGUGUUCCGUGUGUACGCGGUGAAGGCGUCUACCAAAAAGGAAUGGACUUUUGUGUGGAGAUGUUGAAUCAGAAAAAGUGGGUGCACAUAUUCCCCGAAGGAAAAGUGUGCAGGAGCGAAGAAGAACCCCUAAGAUUCAAAUGGGGAGUAGGACGAUUAGUAAUGGAUGCAAAGACUGACCCGUUGAUAUUGCCAAUAUGGACGAAGAACAUGGAAUCUGUAUGGCCAGAGCAACCACCAUAUUACCCCAAAUUCGGAAACACUGUUGAAGUGCACAUCGGGGAACCGUUUUCGUUAGCGGAAAUUAAACGGAUUAUUGAUUCACGUUCGGAAUUGACAAUUGAACAGAAACGGAAGAUUUUAACUGACAUCAUACAGACAAAAUUGUACGAACUCGGCGAGAAGGUCGGAGGUUUGAAGAAGGGAGCUGCGCAGCGAGUUCUUGACAAAUAUCCGGCAAUUCAGUUGGAAAAUUUGGAUAAUAGCAAAUUAUAG
Molecule: messenger RNA, 900 nt
Organism: Caenorhabditis bovis
Lineage: Eukaryota; Metazoa; Nematoda; Chromadorea; Rhabditida; Rhabditidae
Source: the annotation of a GenBank genome assembly